AUGUCGACAUGCAAAACCAUUGCCCAGCAAUGGCCUCGAUAUUUCCGCCGCCAGAUCCCAUUCGUCGCAGCUAGCACCUCAAUCCGGCCAGUGCUUCGAGGCUGUCGCAUGAGCAAGCAGCCGUCCCUUCUCCGUUCAUACGCUUCGAUCUCCGCCGCGGAGCUUAAAUUCGGACAACCGCUUCACGAGACGCAUCCUCAUUUAUUGAAUCCUGGAGAACUCACUCCCGGUAUCACGGCGCUGGAAUACGCUCAACGUCGCUCCCGACUUGCGAACAAGCUCCCCAAGAAUGCAAUCGCCGUGUUAGCUGCCUCGGAAGUUACUUACCGCGCUAAUGGCAUAUUCAACAAUUAUCGCCAGGAUUCCAACUUCUUUUACCUUACCGGAUUCAACGAACCUAAUGCGCUAGCUAUCAUCGCGAAUGAUGGAUCCGGGGACAAUCACAUAUUCCACCUCUAUGUUCGUGAAAAGGAUCCGAAGGCUGAGCUCUGGGAUGGAGCUCGUUCCGGCGCACAAGCAGCGAUUGACGUCUUCAAUGCGGAUGAGACGGGUGAUAUUGAUCGCAUUGGGGAUAUUCUCCCAACGAUUCUUUCGGGGGCCACAGAGAUCUACACAGAUAUUCCUGCCUUUAACCCCGGGAGAUCCUCCUUGCAUCGUUUCUUAUACGGCCCCACUGGUGCAUCCGAGAAGCUGAAGAAGAUUGUCGAUUAUCGUAAAGUCAAGCCCUUGCGUAACAUCUUAAACGAGAUGCGAGUGUUCAAAAGUGAGGAUGAGGUCGUCCAAUUACGUCGAGUUGGACAGGCAUCUGGACGAGCCUUUACAGAAACCAUGAGGCAGACUUUUACAAAAGAGAAGGACCUGACUUCCUUCCUGGAGUACAAUUUCAAAGUGAACGGGUGCGAUGGCAGUGCUUUUGUCCCCGUGGUUGCAGGUGGCUCUAACGCUCUGAGUAUCCAUUAUACGAGAAAUGACGAUAUCUUAAGGGAUGGCGACAUGGUUCUUGUCGACGGGGGUGGGGAAUGGGGCACAUACAUAUCCGAUAUCACUCGAACUUGGCCGGUUAAUGGCAAGUUCUCCGACCCUCAGCGCGACCUAUACAAUGCAGUGUUGAACGUGCACCGCAGUUGCGUCUCACUCUGCAGAGAGAGCGCUGGACUUUCACUGGACAGAUUGCACAGUAUCGCCGAGAAUGGUCUCAAGGACCAAUUGCAGCAACUCGGAUUUGAUGUCUCAGGCAACAUGUCCAUGAUUGUUCCGGAUAUCCUCGAAGCCAGAAUCUCAAAGCAGGCCAAUGCAUUACCAUUGAACCGUAGUGGAAUAUACGUUCCGGACAGCGAUAGAUGGCCAGAAAAAUUCCGAGGCAUCGGGAUCCGUAUCGAAGACAGUGUUUGCGUUGGGGAUGAUAACCCGAUUGUCUUGACCACAGAGGCAGUGAAAGAGGUUGAUGAUAUCGAGGCCCUUCGGGACUAG
Aspergillus thermomutatus is the source of this 1470-nucleotide messenger RNA. RefSeq names its product aminopeptidase P family protein. Gene Ontology annotation, cellular component: mitochondrion. The record is from RefSeq and is a predicted model, not a curated record. Lineage: Eukaryota; Fungi; Ascomycota; Eurotiomycetes; Eurotiales; Aspergillaceae. Gene Ontology annotation, molecular function: metalloaminopeptidase activity; manganese ion binding. The transcript is spliced from 11 exons. The coding region runs from base 1 to 1470 and encodes 489 amino acids.